Messenger RNA from Suillus subalutaceus, 967 nucleotides. RefSeq lists its product as uncharacterized. NCBI's taxonomy places the organism in Eukaryota, Fungi, Basidiomycota, Agaricomycetes, Boletales, Suillaceae. The coding region runs from base 128 to 796 and encodes 222 amino acids. The record is from RefSeq and is a predicted model, not a curated record. The transcript has 6 exons.
AUUAGAUGUGAUACACGUGUUCCGCAAUUGUCAUCAAAUCUGCCAGUGGACACCAAGUAAGUAGCCGUUAUUGACCGGGAUGAUUAAAGUCAGCUGAGUAGUGCCAUCGAACACUUAAACAUCAACCAUGACCGCACCUCUCUACACUAUCAUUGGGACGCCAUUCAGCACCUUCACCCGAUCUAUCACUCUCGGAUUGACUUACAAGAAGAUACCCUUCACUCAAGUUAGAUGUGUUCCACACUCGGACACAGCAUAUGACAACCAUCCAUUCGGGUUUCUACCCACUCUGAUCAUCCACCAAAUUGAUGGCAAGACAGUCAACCUGAAGUUGCGCGAGAGCGCGGCCAUCGCGCGCUACAUUGACAGGGUUGCACCAGAACCCAGCUUGCAUAUUUCUCCGGGUGACGGGAAGGCCAUCAUCGAGGAACAGAUGUGGGAGUUUGUGAGUCUUGCCGGAGCACAUGGUUUCCCUGCUGUUGAGAAAGGGGUCGUGAAACCCCGUGUGGCUGCCACCGACGCAGGCCAACCUACAGACUCUGCGAUUCGCGAACAAAUUAAACCAGCUGUAGAGCAUCUUAGGAGAUUGCUUGGUAAAAUUGAAGAACUAAUGGCAGACGAGGGCUAUGUCUGGGCGGACUUCUUUUUGUUCCCCCUGCUUGCAGAUCUGAAAGCAAUCCCGGAGGGCGAAUUGCUUUCUCCAAGAAUGCUGAACUGGAUGGAGGAAAUGAAUAAGUUGGAGGCAGUUAAGGCCACCACUCCGGGUACCUUGAGUGUUGGUGCAAGACCCCCCUAAUCACUCAACUCGAGCAGUGCAGGAAUUUCUUGUGAAUCGAGCUCGAAUCUGUAUUAACUGGAGAAAUUAACUUUCGAUCUAAGCAUGAUUUGUAGAACUAUCCAAGCAAUCUUCAGUUGACAUGUUGUAAAUCUUGAGAACGUUGCAGGCCCCCUCCCACUACUGCUUCAC